This is a messenger RNA of Rhea pennata, 6044 nucleotides long. RefSeq names its product podocalyxin like 2 (gene PODXL2). The record is from RefSeq and is a predicted model, not a curated record. The transcript has 8 exons. Gene Ontology annotation, biological process: leukocyte tethering or rolling. Bases 59 to 1978 code for a protein of 639 amino acids. Lineage: Eukaryota; Metazoa; Chordata; Aves; Rheiformes; Rheidae.
GCGGCCCCGCUCCCCGUGAAGGAGGAGGCGGCGCGGCAGGGCAGCGGCCGCCGCCGCCAUGCAGCCGUUGCACCGGGCCCUGGCGCUGCUGCUUCUGGCCGCCGGGACAUUGUGCCUCUGCCUUGCCUCUUCAGAAGAGCCAACUGCUGAUGGCCUCACUUCAACUUCCCUGCUGGAGUUUGCUAUGAUGUCCCAUCUGGAGGCCCUGAAUUCCCAUGAGCAAACCAGCCCAGAGGCCCCAGAGGCUGAACUCACCCCCAGCUCUCUGCAUACUGCCCCAGGAUCAGGCUUUGCCAGCGAGGAGAAUGAGGAGUCCAAGAUCUUGCAGCCCCCGCAGUACUUCUGGGAAGAUGGGGGAGAGCUCAACGACUCCAGCUUGGACUUGGGACCGGCAACAGACUACAGCUUCCCUGUUGCCUCUCAGAAGGCCCAGCCCAAAGGGAACAGGACGCAGAUGAAAGACACGUGGGAAACAGCCACCCUUCAGCCACCAGCAGAGCCAGCUGAGCUGGACUCACACACAUCUUUCUCUAGCACGCUGGAGGAAGAGGAGGGGCUACUUCCUAUAGACCACUCGAAAGGAGGGCCAGAGAUCCUGCAGACCUCCAGGCCGAAGGACACAUCAUCCAAACCAGUAGGCCAAGAGGACUCCUUGCUAUCCGUCCUGUUUUCCACAGUCUCUGCAAGGCCAAGUGUUGUGACUGAGGCAGCCACAGGAAUUCAAGAAGAGGAAUCUGUUCCUCCAGGCUUAGACCUUGGGAGUAGCAUGGGGCCAGGCCUUCAGCCUGUGUCCUCUGUCUUUUCUACUACCACUGCAAGAUCCCCUGGUGUUUCAGAAGAGCCUUUUGAGCUGACAGCUGGGGACACAUGGGCUGUUGAGGGAGCAGGUUUGGAGCCAACUGUGAACACCCCAAAAACAGAGCUUGCAGAGCCUGCAGUGGAGGCUGAUGAUGAAGAGCAUUUGGCCAAAGAGGAGUUCCCAGAGACCACGGUGAGGUGGGAGACGCUGGAGCCCACGGUGCUAGCUGGAACAGAGCAGACAGUGGAAAUGUCUGUGGGGACACCCUCUCCCAGCAGCAUCUCCCCAGACACUCAGACCUUUUCUGGUGGAGACCAGCACCCUAGAUACUCCACAGCUCUUUGGGACAGAUCUGAUGAGCCAGCCCUGGAUCUUGCCUGGAAUGACACAGAGUUGGCCACAGAGACCGUGGCAGCAGAGAGGAGCAUGUCACCACAGGCUGGGGAUGCCCGCAUGGCUGUGCUGCCAACAGAAGUGCCCUGGAGUUCACCACAGGUAAUCUGCAAAGACUGGAGCAACCUUGCAGGGAAAAACUACAUCAUCCUGAAUAUGUCGGAUAACAUCGACUGUGAGGAGUUUCGGCUGGAGAGGGGUCCCCAGCUGCUGGCACUGGUGGAGGAUGCCUUCUCCAGACAGACGGACAGACUGCAGGACCGCUGGCUGAUCUUCCUGAGCAAACCUAAUGAGAACGACAAGCACUUGCUAAUGACACUGGCAGGGGAGCAGGGUAUCAUCCCUACAAAAGAUGUUCUCAUGGCACUGGGGGAUGUUAAGAGGAGCUUAGCUGAGAUUGGCAUCCAGAACUACUCAACCACCACAAGUUGUCAGUCGCACCCUAACCAGACACGCAGUGAUUAUGGGAAACUCUUCGUGGUAUUGGUGAUCAUUGGCUCCAUCUGUGCCAUCAUCAUUGUUUUGGGGCUCAUAUACAACUGCUGGCAGAGACGCCUGCCCAAGAUGAAGAACAUGUCGCAUGGUGAGGAGCUGCGCUUUGUUGAGAAUGGCUGCCAUGACAACCCCACCUUGGAUGUGGCUAGCGACAGCCAGUCAGAAAUGCAAGAGAAGAAGCCGAGCGUGAAUGGUGGAAAUACCAUCAAUGGCCCCGACAGCUGGGAUGUCCUGAUCAAUAAGCAGGCGAACGAGGAUGUAGAUGUGUUUGAGGAAGACACGCAUCUUUAAAAAAAAAAAAAAAAAAAAAAAAAAAAAAAGGCAAAGAGAACACCACCCCUUUAAAUACAUUUGUCUCUCUACCAUUUUGACUGAUGGACCAUGGGAUCAGGGUGGCUGCUCAGGAACUUCUUAAAGGCUUGGGACAGGUCAAGUCUUGGGCAUGUUUUCCUGCUGGAAGUCCUGAGCCCACAUGAAAGGCUUGGAGCCUGAAGGAUCACUGAAGAGGGAAGUAGGAGGGGUGGGUUUGUAGGACUCCGUGUGUGUGUUCUUAUCAGUAGCACCAAUGCUUUCAUCACCUUUAAAUGCACUUACUGUAGCUCUCUGGUAGUGGCUGAGAGUGGCUGGGCUUGAGAAACAAGGCGGUGAGGCUGUAUGCCACAAGGAAUCUGGCUUUGGGGAGUAGAUUCACUUGGAGUCCAGCUUGGGUUAUAGCAGCCAGACUCUGACUUUGCUGGCAUCUGGAUUUAUAGUUGCAGAGCUGAGAUCAUGAGCAGGUGCAGUAAAACCUGUAUCUCAUUCUGGAUAUGGGGAGCCAAGACUCAGCUGAUCUCCUGGGCAGAGAGUGUGCAGAGAGAUUUUCUAGUGCUCUAGCAUUAGCUGCCAACUGAAUGGGCUGAUGUUUACAUCUGGGGAAAACAUCCCCAUGUGAUCUCUUUCCCUUCUUACCCCCAACAGCCUGAACCCCUGUUCCAGUUCCACAGCUCCCAGUUGAGCUUGCAGCGUUUGAGCACUUUAACCUGUCUUGGUCUGCUUGGCUGGCUACAGAGAAUUUGGUGCCAUGGUGCAGCAUCUUAGCUGGAAAUCUGCUUUAGGCUGGAGAGUUGCUCAAAAAGAACUUUUACCUGCCUCUUUCACCUAACAGCCUGUGAAAUCAGCAGCAAGGUAUCCCUUAUCUAAGUCUUAGUCUUAGGUUGGCAGGCCUUUUCCACUCUUAUUCCAUUUUCCAGGGUAGUUUGAUUUCAGUUAAUCUUUUGAGGUGAAUGUACAGCCUAUAUAAAACUUCUAAACAGGAAAAAAAGCAAAAAUUCAGAAACAGUUUUAUGGUCCUUGUUAUUUUCUUUUCAGGAACCUGCCUUAGGCGGAAGUGUUUAAUGUCACAUUGGUGUAAAUCAGGGGUAACAUCUUUAAAAUCACUGCGUUUAAACAAGCAUAAAAAAUGGUUUAGGUGAGAUCAGGAUCAGAUCUAAGAGUUCCCCAAUGCCUAUUUCCCAGCCAUGCCUCAGGCAACUUUCAGGCCCCAACUCCCUGAAGAUGUGUGAUAAAAGGCAUGUGAACAUACAUAAUUGUUCUCUGAGCCCUGCGUAAAUUGAGACUCAGAACUACUUUCAAACUUGAAAUCCCAGAACAUUUGAUUCUUCUGUCACUGAGAGAUUGAGGGACUUGCUUAGGUCAAAGGCAAGAGUAUUCCCUUCCAUUUAUGAUUAGCUGCUUGCUUGCUUUCUGCAAGAUGCAGCUUCAUGUUUGGUCUUUAAAGGAACCUUUGUACAGAAGGACCCCAGAUAUAUGGCCUGAUGCUUAACCUAUAAAUCUAUCCCUGUAUGUACAGAUAUUUUUAGCAUGCUCAUCCCUGAUGUGAGUGCCUAAAGUCAAGAUACAUAAAGAGUCUGUAGUUUCAUUUUUGCAUAGCGCUUUGCAUACAGACUGAACCGCAGAUUACUUUGAUGUAGGACCAUGUUGAUAUCAGUCUAUUAUGGAUUCAAGAAAGGUGAUAGCCUUUCCUUUUCUAUCCAGAUUCCAAUUUUGCGUGUGUCUGUUCUGCCUCCAUACCUUUCCCUGCAUUAUAUAGGAGAUGGUGUUCCUCCUCUUUUUUUUUUGUUUGUUUGUUUGUUUUUGUUUUAUCUGUUUGGUAGAGUUGCAGAGUUGCCUGGAGGAGCUCCCUCUCCUGCCUCAACAGUUGACAGUGGGUGGCUGGCUUGGGGGAUGCUCCAUGGGCAUGAGCAGCCACAUGCAGCCCUGCUUCGAAUGCCCUUCGCUGGCAGCACUCUGCCCAAUUUGAUCUGUGCAGUGAACCUGCACAAUUUCAGGAGCUGUGUUGAUGGUGCUUUGGGGCUCACAGGAUUAAAUGUAAGUUGCUGUUAUGACAUGGUGAGUGAUUUAAAGCAUGGAGUUAAAUUUUGAGUUUGUGUAGCACUUAGCAUAACAAGGCCUGGCAUGGCUGUGGCCUUUAGGCAGUUUCACCAUAUAAAUGUUUAUAAGUCCAAUAAUCCUCAUUAAAUACACUUUUAAUACUUGGUGGCUAUUUAAAAGGUAAAGGCACCAAUCAAAUGUGAAUUAAGUUCACCCACAGAACACUUCCUUGGUGUACUUCAUUGCUAAGAGCUGAUUUGCUGCCCUAUUUUCUCUCCACUUUACUGUAAAUUCAGAGAAAAAACAAGGUGCUGAUAAAGUAAUGGGUCUUGUGUUGCUGUCGGGCUUAGCACCUUCUAAUCUUGUCUAAAAUCUUCAAACUUUAAAUAGGCCAAGGUGGCUGUCCAGGCUCCUUGAAAAGCAGUGCUGACCCUUGAAGCUGUCAGCUAGCAAGCUCUGCUGAUCUGGCUUACUCGGGCCUGAUUGUAUUCCAGAGGCUGUAGUGGUUUCUUCUGAAGCUGAAGUGCUCCAGGGUAUCUUGAAAGUGUCCAAGGGUGACUGUCACUAAGCUGAGAAUAAUUUUCUGAUGUCUCAGACAUGGUACGCUUGGCUGUAUAGUCUCAGUUUAGCUCCAGAAAUCUACUGGUUAAGAGCAUUUCGUUUUUAAUAUGGAGAUACUUUUUAUAUCUUUUCCAUUUGUUCUUCUUUGUAUUAUUUUUUGCACUAGGCUGAUCUUGUUAAGUCAGUUGCACUGUUGUCCCUAUCCUGCAAACCUUGCGGACGGGUCACCUCUCGGUACCUGCGGGCUGGGAAGUGCUGCAGAGUCAGGCUCCUGGGAGCCGGUUUCGCUCUGGCUCUGUUGUUCAGUUUCCAGCUCCGCACAGGGAGGAGGCUUUAAAGAGGAGAAUAAAUGUGAUAUUGUUAUUUGUAUCAGGAAGCUUUUCUAUCACUUUAAUGUAGUUAAACUUGUUUUUAACAAACACUGUAAAAGCUGGACUUCUCAGAGCGGUGUGCCAGGUACCAGAGCAGACAGAAGACAGUAAUUCCUGGAAAACUAUUUCCCACAUACUAAGAGUUCGUUGUAGUCCCAUCUGCUAGAUGUUUGAUCACACUGACACCUGGUGGCUGCUGGGAGUUAGAGACAAAGAAUAAAAAAAAGGGACUUUUCUUCCUCCUCCUUAACUAUGGAUAUUUAUUUUCCUGUGAUUUACCUGGAACAGUCGCCUGUUGUAUUCACGCGGGGGGCUCGCUCAAGGGAUGGCUCGUGUGAGCGCGUCCCCACCCGCAAAGCGUCGAGAUGAGCUGUUCCCGGGCAGCGACACAGGGCCGCAGCCCCGUCCCCCCGCUUUCUCCUCCACGUCGCCCCUCUGCGAGCACGGCCAGACGUCAGGGGCGCCUGACCAGGAAUGAAGGUGGUUCUCCGGAGCGGAGCUCUGCGCCCUGGGGAGCGCCGGUGUUCGCCCAAGGCACAGCCGGCGUCAGCAGGGUGGCCGUCCCCGGCAGGGACGCUCAGAUGUUUAAAACGGGACCCGCAACGUAGAGCAGUAGCCAACGCGCACGAGGACUCUGCAUCUGCCCGGCUGCCCCGUGGCCGACAGAGGGUAGGGAGACGCUGAGGAGUGACCCAAGCUCUGCAAAGCGCCUGUCACGUUGAGAAGGUCCUUCAAGAUCCCACCUCGAGAAGCCCUCUGGGCAAAGGACGCCAGUCUGAGCAGCAGCUUGUCCGUGUUUCGCCAGUCGCGUGGCAGGAAGCAUCUCCUCACCGGGGGGGUCAAGGCACCUGGGGCUCCACCGAGAGAGACGCCACGUGCACCGGCCCCCGCGAGGGCCCUGGGGGCUCGGCCCGGCGGCGAGCGGAGCGCGCCGUCUCGCUGCCCUUGUUCCUGCACAGCCUGUUGGAGGCUGCUGCUGGAGAAAGCUAGAAACUCUUGUGUCUGCCCUGGAAGCCACGAGGUCGUGGCUUGGUCGUCUUUGCAAUAAAAAGCACCUCCCGGUGUCUGAGCACUGA